CACUAGCCGGCGGUAAAUGGUGUUUGCAAGCGGAAGCUCAACCCCGGAGAGGAAGAAGCUUUGUGUUUCCGGUGUUGAUUGCGUGUCGUGCCCUGCAGAUUCUCAGUAUAAACAAUGUCUAUUGAAAUCGAAUCAGCAGACGUGAUUCGUCUGAUCAUGCAGUACUUAAAGGAAAAUAACCUUCACCGCACUCUGGCGACGCUGCAGGAAGAAACCACUGUGUCCCUUAACACUGUAGACAGUAUCGAAAGUUUUGUGGCUGAUAUCAACAGCGGUCACUGGGACACAGUGCUACAGGCAAUCCAGUCUCUCAAACUCCCAGACAAGACACUGAUCGAUCUCUAUGAACAGGUUGUGCUGGAGCUGAUUGAGCUGAGAGAGCUUGGAGCUGCCAGGUCUUUGCUGAGACAGACCGACCCCAUGAUCAUGCUGAAACAGACUCAGCCUGAGCGCUACAUUCACCUGGAGAACCUGCUUGCUCGCUCCUACUUCGACCCCAGAGAGGCGUAUCCUGAUGGCAGCAGUAAGGAGAAGCGGCGUGCAGCCAUCGCUCAGGCUCUGGCGGGGGAGGUCAGUGUGGUGCCUCCAUCUCGUCUCAUGGCCUUGCUCGGACAGUCUCUGAAGUGGCAGCAGCAUCAGGGACUCCUGCCUCCUGGUAUGACCAUCGAUUUGUUCAGAGGCAAAGCUGCAGUCAAGGAUGUAGAGGAGGAGAGAUUCCCUACUCAGCUGAGCAGGCACAUCAAGUUUGGACAGAAGUCCCACGUGGAGUGUGCCCGCUUCUCCCCUGAUGGUCAGUAUCUGGUUACUGGCUCUGUUGACGGCUUCAUCGAGGUGUGGAAUUUUACAACAGGCAAGAUCAGAAAGGAUCUGAAGUAUCAGGCACAAGACAACUUCAUGAUGAUGGACGACGCCGUGCUGUGCAUGUGUUUCAGCAGAGACACAGAGAUGCUGGCUACAGGAGCACAGGAUGGCAAAAUAAAGGUCUGGAAGAUCCAGAGUGGACAGUGUUUACGGCGGUACGAACGUGCUCACAGUAAGGGUGUGACGUGUCUGAGCUUCUGUAAGGACAGCAGUCAGCUCCUCUCAGCCUCGUUCGACCAGACCAUCAGAGUUCAUGGUCUAAAGUCAGGGAAGUGUCUGAAGGAGUUCCGAGGCCAUUCCUCAUUUGUCAACGAAGCCACGUUCACUCCGGACGGCCACCACGUUGUCAGCGCCUCUUCUGACGGAACUGUGAAAGUCUGGAAUGUGAAGACCACAGAGUGCACAAGCACAUUCAAGUCUCUUGGCACCUCAGCCGGAACAGACAUCACUGUGAACAACGUCAGCCUGCUUCCUAAGAACCCAGAGCAUUUUGUGGUGUGCAAUCGGUCCAACACUGUGGUCAUUAUGAACAUGCAGGGGCAGAUUGUGAGGAGCUUCAGCUCUGGUAAGCGAGAAGGGGGAGAUUUCGUAUGUUGUACACUUUCCCCCAGAGGAGAGUGGAUCUACUGCGUGGGAGAGGACUUUGUGCUUUACUGCUUCAGCACAGUGACUGGCAAACUGGAGAGAACCCUGACUGUCCAUGAGAAGGAUGUGAUCGGUAUCUCCCACCACCCUCAUCAGAACAUGAUCGCCACAUACAGUGAAGAUGGCCUGCUCAAGCUGUGGAAACCUUAAGCACCAGACUGGACCAAUAGUUUACUCGGAUAUAGACUCUGCUUUCGAUACCUUUUUUUUUUUUUGUAUAUAUUCUUCUGUUUUUCCUCCCAAGUUUGAUUACAUUGUGCAAGUUUUCAUAUGCAUGUCCUGUUGAACAGAACAAAUCCUUUCAGAAGUUUCUCCUUCUGAGUUGAUUGUUGUGUAAUAGUAGAUAACACCGCAUUCUUCUUAAUUAAUUUUUACAUGAAUAAUUUUCAACUCCAAUUAAACAAUUUGUUCACAA
This is a messenger RNA of Tachysurus vachellii, 1921 nucleotides long. It is a transcript of the gene smu1a, whose product is annotated as SMU1 DNA replication regulator and spliceosomal factor a. NCBI's taxonomy places the organism in Eukaryota, Metazoa, Chordata, Actinopteri, Siluriformes, Bagridae. Gene Ontology annotation, cellular component: precatalytic spliceosome. Gene Ontology annotation, biological process: mRNA splicing, via spliceosome. The record is from RefSeq and is a predicted model, not a curated record. Gene Ontology annotation, molecular function: protein binding. The coding region runs from base 115 to 1656 and encodes 513 amino acids. The transcript is spliced from 12 exons.